Molecule: messenger RNA, 1329 nt
Organism: Peronospora belbahrii
Lineage: Eukaryota; Oomycota; Peronosporomycetes; Peronosporales; Peronosporaceae
Source: the annotation of a GenBank genome assembly
AUGGUGCAAUGGAUGACCAUAGCACAGAAAUUUGAGCUGAUUCAAAAACAUCGUCAGAAUCCAUCGUUAUCAACCCGUAAAUUGGCUAUAUGGGCACAUGAAACAUUCAAUCUUCCGACUGGUCCUACUGCUGCAACUGUUUCUCGUGUAUUAAAAUCAGCAAUUGAAAUUGAAGAGAAACAACGUCAUGGCAUUACACGAAAAGGUGGUCACGGUGUUGUUUGCCCAGAAUUAGACAGUGCAUUGAAAACUUAUGUGGAACAUUGUGUACAGAAUCAGAUUCAGCUAACACGUCGAUUAUUGGUAGAUAAAGCACGUGAGCUAUUAACCCAAAUCCCCAAUGCACCCAUUUUAAAUCUCUCAGAUGGAUGGCUCACAAGUUUUAUGAAACGUCAUGGAAUGGGUUUACGACCACGAUCGCUACAAACAGAUGGAGAAGGCAAUGAUAGUGACAUUCAUACUGAUGCUAUACCAGGUAUCGUGAAAAAAAAUUCUCAAUUGAAGACAAGUUUAACUUGUUGUACUGGACGUAAAACUGGACUAAAUGGUUCACGUCGUACUCGAUUCACCCAAUUAGGACUUGUAUCAACGUCACUGGAAACAAUGUCAACAUCAUGUUCAGUAUAUACAGGACCAAAACGAACCGUCUUGAUUACUGGAGCAGAGAAUAGCACGGGACUUGCGUUUGUAACUCAUUAUAUACGAGAAGGAUGGAACGUUAUUGCUGCGUAUUCAGAUGAAAAAAUGCGUUGGAAACUAGAGGAAAUGACACCGUGGAAACUUGUGAUCUUGGAUCCAGGAAAUCAAGCAUCCGUGGAACAUGCAGCUGAAGUACUAAAGGAUGUGCCGAUUGAUCUAUUGAUCAAUAAUGCACGGCUUUUUAUCAAGGGAUACAUGCAUUCGACGACCCCUGAAGAUUGUAUCCGACAGUACGAAGUAAACGCCUUGGGACCUAUUAUUGUGGCACGUGCACUAUUGCAGAAUAUGCGGCUUGCAGUGCGUGAUCGUGGUAUGGCGUUCUUGGUAAAUGUUUCGUCACGUGUCGGUAGUAUCUUGGAAAAUACGUCGGGAGGUUCAUACGGGUUUCGUGCGUCUCUUAGUGCACUUCAUAUGUUCACUAUGACCUUGGUCGCAGAUUUUCUGCCGCACAAAAUUGGGUGUUUGUUGCUACACUCGGGAGUUGAUGACAAGCCAGAUGGACUUCACCCAGCAGCUUCUGUUCGUCCCGAGGAGAGUGUGGCUGGUAUGGCACAGGUUAUUGCACGGUCAAGGCUGGGUGAACCACUUCAAUUGCGCCACUUUGGAAACGGUGAUGCCAUUCCUUGGUAG